GGGAGGGGGCGCGGUGUCCGGCUCCCCUCUGUGGCUCCCGCGGGCUCCGAUGGCCGGCGGACGGGCGGUGAGGGCGGUGCUGCGAGCACUGAGGUGGGGCGGCGGUGACCGGCCGUCGGCGCCUUUGCCGACUCGGCGACACUUCGGCACAGGUUUUGUGUGCGGGUCGGUCCUGGGCUCCGUCGGCUGGGCUCUGAUUGUGCACUGGACCCGCAGGCGGCAGGAGGAGGAGGAGGAGGGAGAGCACUUGGAGGACAACCUGCUGGAAAGGUUCGGCCUGCCUCUACUCGGCACAGGGGUUCGUUAUUAUACCAAUCAUGUCUCCUCGUAUGAUCAGGCCAAGAGGACUCCCAGAUGGGUUCUCGAGCACAUUACGAAAGAAAAAGUACAAGGAACAGCCACUCGGGAGCACUGCAGGUUUAAGCCAGACCCCAGUGUCCCACCAUGGUUCAGUGCCACUAACGAGGACUACUUCAACAGCGGCUGGAGCCGAGGACACAUGGCCCCAGCGGGAGAUAACAAGUACUCACUGAAAGCCAUGGCCGAAACCUUCUAUCUAUCCAACAUUGUGCCUCAGAAUUAUGAAAACAAUGCUGGCUUCUGGAACCGGUUGGAAAUGUACUGUCGAGAGCUGUGCCAGCGGUACGAAAACGUUUGGGUCAUUUCUGGCCCUCUGACUCUACCAACAUCAGGAGCCGAUGGAAAGAAAACUAUUACCUACGAGGUAAUAGGGUCGAAUGAGGUUGCUGUACCAACACACCUGUAUAAAGUGAUCCUCGCACAAAAGGACAGCGCAUCAACUGGACUGUUGUCACUGGGAGCCUUUGUGGUGCCCAACGAACCAAUUGGUUUCGAGCAUCGGCUGACUGAGUAUCAAGUGAAUCUGCAGACCUUGGAGAAGAUGGCCGGGCUCACUUUCUUUCCAGGCCUGGACAAGGCCAGACAGUGCCGCGACCUCUGCGAGGCGGACACCUGCCGGCUGCUCGACGCCACGGAGUUUGCUCUGUACAUUGCUGGGCGAAAAGUGAGAGGCGCCAGAACUUUGCAUAGGUUGGAGAAAGUCAUGGGCGAGCUCCGGGCAAGUGGGAUUGAGCCAGACAAGUACCUGCAGGAUCUGUACCAGCAGAGAAAGCAGGAGAUGGAAUUGAAGGAACCGAGAGAAAGCCAAGCAGCCAAGGGCGGAUAAGCCAUGUCAAAGUCCCUAGUAGAGCUCUGUAUUGACAGAAUUGUUUUAUACAGCCAUACAGCACAGAAAUAGGCCCUUCGGCCCACCACAUCCAUGCUGACCUGUUUGCCCAUCUACAUUCAUCCCAUUUUCCCCCAUUAAGUCUGUAAUCCUUCUACGUCUGUAUAUCUAAAUAUCUCUUAAAUGCAGUAAUUAUAUCUGAAUCCACCUCCCCAGCAGUGAGUUCCAGAUUUCAACCACUCUCUUUAAAAAAAAAGCCCAUAAACCUCCCCCUCAAAUCCUCUUUAAAAAACCCUUCUGUCACCUACCAUGGGGAAAAGAUUCUAUCUGCCCUAUCUAAUAUAAUUUUGCCUCUAUCAGGUCACCCCCUCUGCCUGCUUAAAACUCCCUUCUGUCACCUACCAUGGGAGAAGAUUCUAUCUGCCCUAUCUAUACCUUAUAUAAUUUUAUUUAUAGGUACGGAGCAAUAUGCCUUUUUGCAUGGGUUGAAGUUUUGACCUUUGUAAUUUAUUAAACCAUGCAUCGACGCUGUAUUUUCUUUUAAAAUCCCACACCAGGGGUCGACCUUUGCUCCAAGAUAUUUUUCAACGUCCCCUGGCGGUAUAUUUCUAGUUUUUCCGGUCCAAAUUGCCACUGUUCUUUAGAAUUAUAGAUGUACAUCUUCUGGGUACUGAUGCAGUGAAAGCCCUUUGUUUUCUUGAUGUUAACCCCAGGCCGGUGCCUUAACAAAAGUCACUCAAGAUCUCAAUAUUUCUGGCCAUGCCCUCGUAGGAUCCACUUAAAAUUGCAACGUCAUCUGCAAAAGCAAGUGCUGUGCAACGCGAUCAUCCGCUUGAUGUGUUAUGGACUCAGUGAAAGUCCCUUUAAGAUAGAGAGUGUGUGUGUAUGUGUGUGUGGGGCGUGCUUACGUCAAUAGAAAAUAAAGGACGUAAUGACGUUGUUGAAGAAGGCAGAAGAAGAAGGAGAGAGAGAGAAGGGAGAGAGACACCAGCCUGCUUGUUUUCUCUAUCGAUGGAUGAGAAACAAUAACUGUGUUUGCCACUGAAAUCCAUGUAUGGAAGUUGGAAGUAAUCCGAUGGAGUUCACUUUGUUGCUGACCUGUAGAAGGAAACAGGUAUUUGUAUGUGGACGACCACGGUUCGGAUGCUUUUCGGGGUGAGGAAGUCACUACCGAGUAAACACUGAAGUGUCGUUUGGGUUCCAUCGUGGAACAUUUGGAUUUCGUAUGUACUCUCUCUAUGUUUUUCUACAUCUACAUCUUAUCUUCAGACAACGGUGGUUGUUGAAGAAGCCCUUGCUCAUGUUUCACCUUAUGGCUUGCGGAACUGAACUUUAAGAACCAUUCCGGAACUGGGAGUUUUGGACUUUGUCACACACACACACGAAGAGUUUAGUUUUGGGGUUAACGUUCGAGGUUUAACAUUUUUGAAUUCUAACAUACUAACAUUUUUACUUUUAUUUUACGUAUUAUCAUAAGUAGUGAUUAAUAAAAUAGUUUUUAACACU
Molecule: messenger RNA, 2692 nt
Organism: Pristis pectinata (smalltooth sawfish)
Lineage: Eukaryota; Metazoa; Chordata; Chondrichthyes; Rhinopristiformes; Pristidae
Product: nuclease EXOG, mitochondrial-like
Exons: 6
Coding region: 50-1186 (378 amino acids)
Biological process (GO): apoptotic DNA fragmentation
Cellular component (GO): mitochondrial inner membrane; nucleus
Molecular function (GO): metal ion binding; RNA endonuclease activity; nucleic acid binding
Source: RefSeq, a predicted model, not a curated record